UGAGAACGGAGGUCCCUGUCAAGAGAAUGGCCAAGAUCUCCUCAGGAUGUCUGCCAAGGUCUCCCCUGCUCCCCGCCUCUCCAAACCCCCCCUGCGGGUGAAAGACCUGGUGGUCAAAUGGCUGAGUGUAGUUUCCGGUCUCCAGUUGUGUGCAUUCCUGAUGGAUAUUUUGGCCUGGAUGAUGUGCAUUGCCUCAAUAGCCAUUGCCAACUGGAGAGUGUGGCGUGUGGAAAACAUCAAGGGAAUCGGCUCUGGGAACAUCUGGAUUGGAAUCUGGCAGGUUUGUUUUUGGAAAGACCCUUCUAACGACGGCAACGCUUUUUGGCAUUGCGAAGACCUCAAUGAGCAACAUCCAACCCUCCCAAGGGAAAUUUUUAUUGCCCAAGAUUUAAUGGCAUUAGCUUCCAUCAUGAAUUCAGUGGCCCUCGGAUUAAUUUCAUUUGCUUUGUACAACGUGUUCAAGCCCAGAAAACAUAAGGAUUUUGUGUUAACCUUUUUUAGCCUUGGAGCUCUGCUGAACUUACCUGCAGGGAUACUCGUCCUGAUUUCUGUGAUAUGGAACAUGUCUGCUGUCUUACAAAAUGGGGAAAUUGUCUUCCCAGAAGCUUUUGAAUUGCCUCAAAUUCCCAGCGAGCAGCAUAUUGGACCUUCUAUUUAUCUAGGCUAUAUCGCUGCGGGUUUCCAGCUGCUGAGUGCAGCAUUGGUUGGGAUGGAGAGAUGUUGCAUCAGGACCACCGCAACAGAUACAUCUCAAAUAGAAACUGUGGUGGUGAUUACCCCAGGAAGUGGGGUGAAAAGCGAGAGUCUUACUACUUGUUCGAAGUGUGGUUCUCUGCUGGACCUGGUAAUUCAAGAGAAAUCCUCCGCAGUGGAGAUGGAGAAGACCCAUGCGGAAGAUCUUGUCAUUCCAGAGGAAUCCUGCGCAGUGGAGAUGGAGGAAAGCUGUGCAAGUGAUCUUGUCAUUCCAGAGGAAUCCUGCGCAGUGGAGACGGCUGCUGAAAAGCUUUGA
This is a messenger RNA of Podarcis muralis (Common wall lizard), 1009 nucleotides long. The record is from RefSeq and is a predicted model, not a curated record. Lineage: Eukaryota; Metazoa; Chordata; Lepidosauria; Squamata; Lacertidae.